Molecule: messenger RNA, 1035 nt
Organism: Dovyalis caffra
Lineage: Eukaryota; Viridiplantae; Streptophyta; Magnoliopsida; Malpighiales; Salicaceae
Source: the annotation of a GenBank genome assembly
AUGAGAGGAUUAGGUGAGAUGGCUUCAUUGGAGGUUGAAAAUGGGAGUGACUUCAAGGUUCAUGUGUUUUCAUCAUCCUCAGAGUUGCUUGAGAGCUUACAUGAGAAGUGGAGUUCAGUGAAAAAGCAACCAUACCCAGCAAUGUAUUCCAGUGUAUAUGGAGGAAUUAUUCUUGAUCCAGCAAUGAUGGUAAUUCCCAUGGAUGAUCACAUGGUUCAUCGAGGCCAUGGUGUGUUUGAUACGGCUGUCAUUCUUAAUGGACACCUAUAUGAGCUGGAUGUUCAUUUAGACCGCUUCUUAAGAUCAGCAUCAAAAGCAAGGGUAGCCUCUCCCUUCCCUCGGUCAACUCUUCGAAGCAUUCUUAUUCAAAUGACUGCAGCAUCUAAAUGCAAGAAGGGAACUAUAAGAUACUGGCUAAGUGCAGGUCCUGGAAACUUCCUACUCUCAUCUUCAGGUUGUCCAACUUCUGCAUUCUAUGCUGUGGUCAUUGAUGAGGACUUCUCUCAGCAAAAAGAAGGGGUUAAAGUGAUAACAUCCACUAUCCCUAUGAAGUCAUCUUUGUUUGCAACAUCAAAGAACGUGAACUACCUACCAAAUGUGCUCUCAGUAAUGGAAGCUGAAGAUAAGGGAGUAUUUGCCUCCAUCUGGAUUGAUGAGGAAGGCUAUAUUGCAGAGGGUCCAAAUGUGAAUGUGGCUUUCAUAAGCCAAGAUAAGGAGCUUAUCUUGCCUUUUUUUGACAAGAUCCUCAGCGGUUGCACUGCAUUGAGGCUUCUUCAGCUAGCUCCUAAAUUGGUUGAGCAAGGGCAAUUAAAAAGUGUUAAAACUGGAAAUCUUACUGUGGAGGAAGCCAAAGGUGCUGCUGAAAUGAUGUACAUCGGAAGCACACUUCCUAUAUUGCCAAUUGUUAUGUGGGAUGACCAACCCAUAGGAGAUGGGAAGGUGGGAGAGCUGACAAUGGCACUCUCUGAUCUGCUUUGGGAUGACAUGGUUGCUGGCCCUGCUACCCGGAGGAUCCCUGUUCCUUAUGAGGAAUGA